This is a messenger RNA of Phyllostomus discolor (pale spear-nosed bat), 3707 nucleotides long. Its product is annotated as zinc finger protein 2 homolog. NCBI's taxonomy places the organism in Eukaryota, Metazoa, Chordata, Mammalia, Chiroptera, Phyllostomidae. The record is from RefSeq and is a predicted model, not a curated record. Gene Ontology annotation, molecular function: DNA-binding transcription repressor activity, RNA polymerase II-specific. The coding region runs from base 149 to 2581 and encodes 810 amino acids. The transcript has 3 exons. Gene Ontology annotation, biological process: negative regulation of transcription by RNA polymerase II.
CAAACUGACUGAGUGAGGGAGGGGUCUCUUUUCAAAAAUUCACACAGAGCAGCCGUGUGUGCCAGGGCCUGUGUCUCAUGUCCUCUCUGUCCUUUGCCACUCCUGUUUCCACAGGACACUUGGACUUCUUCAGAAGGAGCAGGAGAAAAUGACCAAGCUCCGGGAGGCCGUGAUGUUCAAGGAUGUGGCUGUGGUCUUCACCGAGGAGGAGCUGGGGCUGCUGGACCCUUCCCAAAGGAAGCUGUACCAAGACGUGACCCUGGAGAACCUCAGGAACCUGAUCUCUGUGGGACACUGGAAUCAAAAUGAGAUAGACACUGUUCAUGAAGUUGCUUUAAGGUACAUUUUUCAUGAAGACCUUGUGUGCUGGCAAAUAUGGGACCAACUUCUGAGUAAGUUAACCAGAAAUCAAGACUUGAUAAUCAACCUGGGAAGCAAGGUUUUGGAUUUGCUAAAACAAGGUGAUUCCACCUGUCAGUUGUGUGCAGGAGAAUCUACUCAGGUUUCAGAAGGCGAGAAAUAUGUAAGAAAGCCUCAAGGGGAAGUUCAGAGUUUCAACACUAUAAGGAAAGAAGAGUUUCCCAUGAAGACCAACCACAAUUGCCAGAAUAAAGUGUAUUUGAGAUGGUCACAGAAUGAUCCGAGUAGGUGGCAGGAGGGUGACGGCAGAUGUAAAGUGUUAGAGUGUGAGCACUGUGACAGGAGAAGGACCUCUGGUCUUCACAGUGAUGAUCAGAAAAUGAGGAAAAGGGAGACGCCUUAUAGCCACAAUAAUUGUCUGAAAGACUUCUCGAAGAAAUCAUUGCAGCAUAGUGUAAUCCACUCAGAAGAGCACACUUCUACCGAAAAUGUGAAAGGCAUGAGCUUUAGCCCCAGUGUUGAAUUUCAUCAGCAAAUGCACCUGCGAACAGAAACUCAUAUACAUCGUGAGUUUGGGGAGGGUGAGAGUUAUAGCUUGGAGCUUUGCACUUCUCAAAGUGUUCACACAGAAGAGAAAUGCAAAAGGAGUGAUGAGUGUGGUGAGGACAUGAGUCAGAGUUCAUAUCAGAAAAUUGAUCAGCAAGUCCAUAUGGGAGAGAAAAAGUACAAGUGUGGUGAGUGUGGGAAAAGCUUCAGUGGGAGUUCACAUCUUCAAAUUCAUCACCGAAUCCACACGGGAGAGAAACCCUACAAAUGUCCUGUGUGUGGGAAGAGCUUCAGUCGGAAUUCACACCUUCAAGUUCAUAAGCGAAAUCACACUGGAGAGAAACCCUUCAAAUGUCCUGUGUGUGGGAAGAGCUUCAGUCAGAGUUCAUAUCUACAAGUUCAUCAGCGAGUGCACACAGGAGAGAAACCCUACAAAUGUGCUGUAUGUGGGAAGAGCUUCAGACAGAGUUCAAAACUUCAAGUUCAUCAGCAACUUCACACUGGAGAGAAACCCUAUGAAUGUGCUGUGUGUAGUAGGAGAUUUGCUCGGAGUUCAUAUCUUCUAGAGCAUCAGCGAGUGCACACUGGAGAGAAACCCUACAAAUGUCCUGUGUGUGGGAAGAGCUUCAGUAGAAGUUCACACCUUCAAGUUCAUAAGCGAAAUCACACUGGAGAGAAACCCUUCAAAUGUGGUGUGUGUGGGAAGAGCUUCAGUGAGAGUUCAUAUCUCCAAGUUCAUCAGCGAGUGCACACUGGCGAGAAACCCUACAAAUGUGCUGUGUGUGUUAAGAGCUUCUUUAGGCGUUCACAUCUUCAAGAUCAUCAGCGAGUGCACACUGGAGAGAAACCCUUCAAAUGUGCUGUGUGUGGGAAGAGCUUCAGUCAGAGUUCAAAACUUCAAGUACAUCAGCGAGUUCACACUGGAGAGAAACCCUACAAAUGUUCUCUGUGUGGGAAAAGCUUCAGUCAGAGGUCUGGAGUUCAAGUUCACCAGCGAGUCCAUACUGCAGAGAAACCCUACAGAUGUACUGUGUGUGGUAAGAGCUUCACUCACAAAUGCGGGCUUCAAAUUCAUCAGCGAAACCACACUGGAGAAAAACCCUAUAAUUGUGAUUUGUGUGGCAGGAGAUUUAUUCGUAUGUCCUAUCUUCAAGCUCAUCGGCGUGUCCACACUGGAGAGAAACCCUACAAAUGUGCUAUGUGUGCGAAAAGCUUCAGUCAGAGGUCUGGACUUCAACUUCAUCAACAAGUCCAUAUUGCACAGAAACCCUACAAAUGUGUUGCGUGUGAUGAGAGCUUCACUCAGAAUUUCGGGCUUCAAAUUCAUCAGCAAAUCCACACUGGAGAGAAACCCUACACAUGUGCUAUGUGUGGGAAGAGUUUCAGUUGGAGUUCACAACUUCAAGUUCAUCAGCGAGUCCACACUGGAGAGAAACCCUAUGAAUGUGCUGUGUGUGGGAAGUGUUUCAGUUGGCGUUCAGGACUUACAUUUCAUCAGCCGGUUCACACUGGAGAGAAACCCUACAAAUGUGCUGUGUGCGGGAAGAGCUUCAGUCGGAGUUCAGAUCUUAAAGUUCACCAGGCAGUCCAUACUUCAGAGAGGCCUACAAAUGUGCCAUGUCUGGGAAAACCUUCAGUCAUACCUCCAGUCUUCGAGAUCAUCAGCAGUCCAUAAUUGAGAGAAACCCAACAAAUGGGCUGUGUGUGGUAAGAGCUUCAGUUGCAUCUUAGCUCUUGAAGCUCAUCAAGAGUUCCACAUAUUUAAAUACCGUUUAAAUGUGGCAAAUCUGGAGGAAGCUUCUGCCUGAUUUUAAGUCUUCAAGCAGAUUGUAGAGUCCAUACUGUGUAGCACUGGACAUACAUUUUGGUUGUGGUAAGGGCUUUAGUGAGACUUUCAUGUCUGCACCUUUUUCAGAGAGUAUAUGGUAUUGGUAAGCUCAUCACACCUGAUAGAUGUGUGAUAAAAGUUUUCCUCAGAGCUUAGAUUUCUACGUUUCAUGAGAAAAUUUACACAGCCGAGUGUCUAUAAAAUAUUGUGUGUUAAGAAUUCAUCAUGACUUCCAGCCAAGGUGGAGGGGUAGGUGGACACACUUUGCCUCCUCGUAUAACCAAUAUUAAGGACAACGAGAAUUUAGAAACAGAAAAACAACCAGAACAGACAAAAUGGAAUUGUAGGGAAGUCCCAACAAGCAUUUAUCUAGACUGGUAAGAGGGGCGGAGUCAGAGGCGUGCCAAGAGGGGUUGCAGCAGGAAAACCGGUGGGUGGCAGAUGUGGGCACGCAGGCCGCAGGCGGCCGCUAGCAGACCCUGGUGGCAGACCCAAGGCCCAGGCGCAGGGAGGCAACUAGCAGACCCAGUGAGGCGCAGGAGGGAGCUGCCUGCCCUCAGUGAGACAUUCAGGUGCAGAUAAACCAGGUGAAAAGGGCAGGGAGACAAAACACGCAACCCAGGGCCCCAGUUCCAGGAAAUAAAGCCUAAAAGCACUGAUUGAAAACAGUUGUGGAGGUUGAGGUGCCAAGAGAGACUCCCAGACUCACAGGAGAGUUCAUUGGAGAGACCACAGGGUCCCAGAACUUACAGAAGCCCACCCACCAGGCAGCCAGCACCAGAAGGGCCCAAUUUGCUUGUGGGAAGCAGCAGAGGAGACUGAAAUAUGACACACAGUACAGCAAGUGUUAUUGUUCGUCCUUUGAUCCCAACCCCACAUACUGCGUCAACCCAGCAAGUGGUUUGCCCUCCCCUGGUGAACACCUACAGCUCCGCCCCCUCACUAGGUAACAGGCAUGAGCACACCCCACCCC